CCGCCCGAGAGCCCAGAGCCAGCUCUGCGCGUGGACGCCCGGGCUCCCCAGCCAGAGGGCGCCUCCACCCAGAGCCGACGCGCCCUCGGGCUGCCGCCAUGGAGCCCCUCUUCCCGGCCUCCGUGCCUGGCUGGAACGCCUCCUCCUCGGGUGACAGGUCCCUGGUGGGGCCGGCGCCGGCGCCGGGGGCCCGGGCGGUGCUGGUGCUCGCGCUGUACCUGCUGGUGUGCGCGGCCGGGCUGGGCGGAAACGCGCUGGUCAUCUACGUGGUGCUGUGCUGCGCCCGGAUGAAGACGGUCACCAACAUCUACAUCCUCAACCUGGCGGUGGCCGACGUCCUCCUCAUGCUGGGGCUGCCCUUCCUGGCCACGCAGAACGCCGCGUCCUUCUGGCCCUUCGGCCGCGUCCUGUGCCGCCUGGUCAUGACGCUGGACGGCAUCAACCAGUUCACCAGCGUCUUCUGCCUGACGGUCAUGAGCGUGGACCGCUACCUGGCCGUGGUGCGCCCGCUGACCUCCGCCCGCUGGCGCCGCCCGCACGUGGCCAGGAUGGCGAGCGCCGCGGCCUGGGCCCUGUCGCUGUGCAUGUCGCUGCCCGUGCUGGUGUUCGCGGACGUGCAGGACGGCGGCACCUGUAACGUGAGCUGGCCGGAGCCGGUGGCGCUGUGGGGCGCCGUCUUCGUGGUCUACGCGGCCGUGCUGGGCUUCUUCGGGCCGCUGCUGGUCAUCUGCCUGUGCUACCUGCUGAUCGUGGUGAAGGUGAGGACCGCGGGCGUGCGCGUGGGCUGCGCGCGGCGGCGCUCGGAGCGGAAGGUGACGCGCAUGGUGGUGGUGCUGGUGCUGGUGUUCGCGGGCUGCUGGCUGCCCUUCUUCACCGUCAACAUCGUCAACCUGGCGGUGGCGCUGCCCCAGGAGCCCGCCUCCACCGGCCUCUACUUCUUCGUGGUCAUCCUCUCCUACGCCAACAGCUGCGCCAACCCGGUCCUCUACGGCUUCCUCUCCGACAACUUCCGCCAGAGCUUCCGGAAGGUUCUGUGCCUCUGCAAGGGCUCCGGCGCCGAGGACGCUGACGCCACGGAGCCGCGGCCACGCAGGAGCCGGCAGCAGCCGGAGGCCACGCCGCCCGCGCACGACGCCGAGGCCAACGGGCUCAUGCAGACCAGCCAGCUGUGAGGGGCACCUACGGCGGGGGGGGGCGGGGCCGUGUCCCCCCAGGGGCAGGGGUUGCACUGCAGUGCCCCCACCCUCACCUGCCAGUCAGGAUGUUUCCCUGCGGCGGCGGUGCGGUGAGGAUGGAGCUGCCUGAGGCCAGGCUGGGGUGGACGCGGGACAGAAGGCACCCCCACAGUGACAGACCACCCUCUCCCGCCUGUCUCCCACGAGGGGGGGGCCCUGGGAGGUGGGGGAGGUGGCCAGGCUGCUGAGGGGCUCUUGUAAGUCCUCAGGGCCUCCUCACCCUCCAUCCUGCCCCAGCCCAUGCCAGCCUCCCCGCCGGGGAGCAACGUUUCCAGAAGGCCAGCCAGACCAGAGGGUCUUCCUGACGGCAGGGGCCUGCCCUGCCUGGCCCCCCAGCUGCGUGUGCCCUCCGGUCAGCUCUGAGCCACUUGCUGCUCUGGUAAAUUAAAGACACCUGAAAGGGCUAGACUCGGGUCCCCUGGAGUCCCUGCCUGGGGCCCCAGCCCCGAGCCUUCCCCGCACUGUGUGGAAUCUGGACACAGGUGUGAGGGAGCGUGGCGGGGCUGCCCUCGGUCAGCCAGGGUCAUGCCUGCCCUGGGGCCCCACCCUGCUGUCCGACACCCUACGGGAUGCUGUCCCAGAGAGGGAAGCAGGGGGCUCCCGGUGGGAGAGGUGUGGAGGCAGCUGGCACAGA
Messenger RNA from Saimiri boliviensis boliviensis (Bolivian squirrel monkey), 1869 nucleotides. It is a transcript of the gene SSTR5, whose product is annotated as somatostatin receptor 5. NCBI's taxonomy places the organism in Eukaryota, Metazoa, Chordata, Mammalia, Primates, Cebidae. Gene Ontology annotation, cellular component: plasma membrane; neuron projection. Gene Ontology annotation, molecular function: somatostatin receptor activity; neuropeptide binding. The record is from RefSeq and is a predicted model, not a curated record. Gene Ontology annotation, biological process: regulation of insulin secretion; neuropeptide signaling pathway; cellular response to glucocorticoid stimulus.